This is a messenger RNA of Camellia sinensis, 426 nucleotides long. NCBI's taxonomy places the organism in Eukaryota, Viridiplantae, Streptophyta, Magnoliopsida, Ericales, Theaceae. The record is from RefSeq and is a predicted model, not a curated record.
AUGCAGAGUGAUCAAGUGAGCAAUCCAUUGCUGUUCUUCGUCAGAAAUUACUUCACGAAUGGUAGUCAGAACUCUUUGAUUACUCGGAUUGUCAGCUCUUUCAACAUCCUCUUCAAUGGCUUACCAGCCCUCAGGGUCAUAAGCUCUCAGAAACAUCCUCAUUCUGAUCUUCCAGAACAAGUAAUUACUCCUAUCAAAGGACUGAGGUGGAAUAUGAUGAUCAUGUGUUAUUGCACUGUGGAAGAAUCAAAGUUUGUGUUUGAAGCCAAGAUAAUCCAGAGAAUGGAGCUUCUGGUGCUAUCUACUCUUCAAUGGAAGAUGAAUCCAGUGACCCCACUUUCAUUUGUUGAUCACAUUGUGAGGAGGUUUGGAUUUGAGACAGAUUUGCAUUUGGAGUUUCUGUGGAGGUGUAUAGAUAAUUGUUAA